UUGCUCGACUCGCGUCCGCCGCACGUCUGAAGGGCCGGCGAUGUUGAAAAGCUGCGGGAAGAAGCUGCUGCUCUCGCUGGUGGGCUCCAUGCUGACCUGCCUGCUGAUGCUGGUGGCCGACCAGCAGAAGCGGCAGGUGCUGAGCGUGGCGGGCGCCGGCGAGCGGGGGGGCGAGGCGCGGGGCUUCGGCGCCUACUUCAGCCACUUGAGCCGGAGCAAGCGGGAAGCGCGGCCGGGGGGAGGCGCCGAGGAAGGGGCCCCCCGGCGGCGGGUGGAGGAGAUCCGGCCCCAGGACGUCUUCCUCGCCGUCAAGACCACCAAGAAGUUCCACAAGGCCCGCCUGGAGCUCUUGCUCGACACCUGGAUCUCCCGCAACAAAGAGAUGACCUUCAUCUUCACAGAUGGGGAAGACGAAGAACUCAAGAAGAGAACCAGGAACGUCAUCAACACCAACUGUUCAUCCGCUCACAGCCGACAAGCUCUGUCCUGCAAGAUGGCGGUCGAAUACGACAAGUUCAUCGAAUCGGGGAGGAAGUGGUUUUGCCAUGUGGAUGACGAUAACUACGUGAACGUGCGGACACUGGUCAAGCUGCUCUCCAGUUACCCGCACACACAAGACAUCUACAUUGGGAAGCCAAGUCUGGACAAGCCCAUCGAGGCGAGCGAGAGGAUCAGUGAGAACAAGAUGCAUCCGGUCAGCUUCUGGUUCGCAACGGGCGGAGCCGGUUUCUGCAUUAGCCGAGGACUAGCGCUGAAGAUGAGUCCCUGGGCCAGUGGCGGUCACUUUAUGAGCACAGCGGAGAAGAUCCGCUUGCCGGACGACUGCACCAUCGGCUACAUCAUCGAGUUCGUGCUGGGGGUGAAACUCAUCCGGAGCAACCUCUUCCAUUCUCACCUGGAGAACCUCCAUCAGGUGCCGAAGUCGGAGAUUCAUAAUCAGGUGACCUUGAGUUACGGAAUGUUUGAAAACAAGAGGAACUUAAUCCACAUGAAAGGCGCUUUCUCUGUCGAGGAGGAUCCGUCCAGGUUCCGUUCCGUCCACUGCAUGCUGUAUCCCGACACCCCUUGGUGUCCCCUGAACGUCGCUUACUGAAAGACAAGACGUCAUCCCCACCUUUCUCAAAACUCGUCCCGAGUUCCCCCCGGUAUCCGAAGGGCUCGUGGGACCUGUGUGUGCGCAUGUUUGUGUGUGUGUGUGUGUGGGCGUGUUCCCUUUGCUGCAAAGCGAUUGGCUGUUAAUUACUGUGGUUAAUUCACAGUGUGCAUAUGUUUAUAGGCUGCCGUGCGGCCCCUUUCUGACCCCCCCUCGCCCGGCCGCCCUCUGGGCAAGCUGAGCUAGUGGAUAUUCUCGGUGCCCCUGCCCUUUCUGAUAGGGCAGGGGUUAGGUAGGUGGGAAGCAAUUGCGCUUCAUCCCAAGCAGUCUUUGGCAAGAGAUUCUGACUAGGGGUGCAGUGAUAUCCCCCUCCCCAACAACCAGCUUGGAUACUUC
This is a messenger RNA of Heteronotia binoei (common prickly gecko), 1489 nucleotides long. RefSeq names its product LFNG O-fucosylpeptide 3-beta-N-acetylglucosaminyltransferase (gene LFNG). Gene Ontology annotation, molecular function: O-fucosylpeptide 3-beta-N-acetylglucosaminyltransferase activity. Lineage: Eukaryota; Metazoa; Chordata; Lepidosauria; Squamata; Gekkonidae. The transcript has 8 exons. The coding region runs from base 41 to 1093 and encodes 350 amino acids. Gene Ontology annotation, cellular component: Golgi membrane. The record is from RefSeq and is a predicted model, not a curated record. Gene Ontology annotation, biological process: pattern specification process; regulation of Notch signaling pathway.